ACUGGGACUCUCUGUUCAAGUUUGACCCAAAUCACUCCACGCAACAUGUCACUUCGAAGAGCUCUGACGGGGAUCACACCUCUCAAGCGAGGCUCUUCACCUCUCUUGAGCACAUCUACAAGAUGUGCAUCUUCCACAUCGAGCUCAUCCUCGGCCAACGCAACAGGUUCAUCCAACCCACCUAAAGCACCUAAAUCGAUCGAUGAUAGUACUUCAGCUUUAGAUUACAAAAUGCAUCGACCUAUACGGCGAAUGCCUCAUGUCACCACGCCUCCACCUAGAGCUCCUUCGGUCGAAGAGGCAGUCACGAAUAUCUUGUACAACACUCCGCCGCCAAGUACAGAGCCGUACAAGAGGCAUCUUCUCAAUUGUCUCGUGCAAAAUGAACCUGGUGUGCUGUCCCGAGUAUCUGGGAUCAUUGCCGCAAGAGGUUUCAACAUCGACUCUCUCGUUGUGUGCGCUACGGAAAUCCGUGACCUGUCCCGAAUGUGUAUCGUUCUCAAAGGUCAAGAUGGAGUCGUCGAACAAGCUAGACGUCAACUUGAAGAUCUCGUACCUGUCUGGGCAGUCUUGGACUAUACUCAAACACCGAAAAUUGAACGAGAAUUACUCUUGGCCAAAGUGUCCAUCUUGGGUCCCGAAUUCGCAGCUGCUCAAUUGGGUUCAUCACCUACAGGAUCUGACUCUCAAUCUUUCGACGCGGCGAUAGAUCAUCAAGAUUCAGCUCAUCCACCUUCAUUUGUCGGUCAAUCCUCUUCUGGUUCAGAGUCCACAUCGGGCGGCAGCGGCGGCGCCGGCGGCGCAGGUGACAAGUAUGAACGUGAACAAGCGCUCGCUCGAUCGUUUGAAUCUUCUGGAUCAUCUCCUUCCCUCUACCCUGCUCGUCAAUCGGGUUUAUCCGUUUCGGAAGCUUUGAUCGCCAAAAAUCUCCAUCUGGGCGCCAUCAAGACGUUGACCGAUCAAUUCGGAGGAAAAGUCGUCGAUGUAGCGGAUAGUAGCUGUAUCGUCGAGCUCACAGCCAAGAGCUCUCGAGUAGAGGCGUUCUUGAACCUCAUUAGACCGUUUGGACUCCUCGAAGCGGCUAGAUCAGGUGUCAUGGUCUUGCCGAGAACACCUCUAGCCAGAUGGGGCGAAGAGGAAGAAGUCGCUAUCGAGAGAGGAGAAGUCGAUGCUAGUAUGCUCCCGCCCGGUUAGAUUUUGUCUUUGGCUGGCUUUCCGUGCAACGGUUUGUAUAGAUGAAUCUGAUGAUAAUAGACUUUUACGGUUUGCAACGUGGUCAUUUGCGCCAUACAUAUACCUAUGCGGUGUUGGGGGGUUGCGAGGCAUGAGGGCCUGCACCCAAGAUCCAUGAAAGCUCGUCAAAAGGUUUAAGACGUGUAAAGGAUGCACCUCUCGCUCGGC
Kockovaella imperatae is the source of this 1401-nucleotide messenger RNA. Its product is annotated as small subunit of acetolactate synthase-domain-containing protein. The record is from RefSeq and is a predicted model, not a curated record. Gene Ontology annotation, molecular function: acetolactate synthase regulator activity. NCBI's taxonomy places the organism in Eukaryota, Fungi, Basidiomycota, Tremellomycetes, Tremellales, Cuniculitremaceae. Gene Ontology annotation, biological process: branched-chain amino acid biosynthetic process. The transcript is spliced from 5 exons. Gene Ontology annotation, cellular component: acetolactate synthase complex; mitochondrial nucleoid. The coding region runs from base 46 to 1194 and encodes 382 amino acids.